Molecule: messenger RNA, 3138 nt
Organism: Plasmodium cynomolgi strain B
Lineage: Eukaryota; Apicomplexa; Aconoidasida; Haemosporida; Plasmodiidae
Product: amine transporter
Exons: 8
Coding region: 1-3138 (1045 amino acids)
Biological process (GO): sodium ion transmembrane transport
Cellular component (GO): membrane
Source: RefSeq, a predicted model, not a curated record
AUGUCCUCCAAACUGAAGUCCAGCUUCAGCAAAAGCAGUAACGAUCCAUCCGAGGGAGACGAAAAAAAUGGAGACGCCGUGGUAACUCCGGAAAACAUAAGCAUGAAGAAGGUGCGAGCGGUACUAUACGAUGAGGCCAUAACGUAUAGCGAAAAUAACACCUACUAUAAGAUGUCUAACGUAUACAACUGCAACAGUAUGGAUUCUUACAUUGACUAUGUGAAGAGAUCUAACUACACGAGGAGCUACGAGCAGGAGAUGAUUUACAGCGAGGCCCUGAGCUUGUACAAUAAUCGUAACAUGUAUAUCCGGAAGAGGUACCAAAAUGCGUUUUACGUUAACAUAAAGAGGAGCUUGCGGCGGGGGAGGUACUUCGGGGACGACAACGAGGAGUUGCAGGGGGGAGAGGCGGGAAUAGAGGCGGGAAAAGAGGCGGGAAUAGAGGCUGGAAAAGAGACCGGAAAAGAGGCCGGCAAAGGGGCUGGCGUAGGGGGAGCGCCCGAACCGAUGGACUACACACAGGAAAGGAACCUAAACGAGUACCUCUACCGGGAGAGGAAAAAAGAGCAAGCCAUUUUGUUUAAGAAAAAGUAUUUGUGGAUGUUUGCCGAUGGGAGGUCUAGUGCCAAGGGGGCGAGGGACGCACAGCAGAGGAGGAGAAUGAUGUUGGGAGGAUUAACCCAUAACAGCGUUACAACAGGUGGAGUGGUAAAAAAAAAUGAUAGUUUGCUUUCCCAAAAUGGAGGAGACGUUGGUGUUCCCGUACCAACUCGUCGUGUAGAUAUACCUUCUGGGGGAAAUCGAUCGAGGACAAACAUACUGAGUGAUUUGCGCGAUCUGAACAGCAUGAGUGAUUCGAGCAACUUAUCACAAGAAGAAGGUACGAACUUCUUAGAGCAACUAAUUAAAUUAAGAUACACCCCGGAGUAUAUAUCUCAGCUAAGUGAUCUGUUCGAAAAUCCGAGUACACUGAAGAGAGCUAAUAUAAAGGUGUUGAAGUGGUUGGAUUAUCAAUUAAGUAAAGGGUACUGGUUGGAAAGGCUCUCUUUAUUCCUUCUCGGAUUAACUAUCGCAAUUGGAGUUGGAAACAUAGAGACGUUUUGGUCUUUGAUGUCUACCUGGCAUGGAAUAAUAUUUGUCCUCCCAUACAUCAUCUGUUACUGUUUCGUUUGUCAUCCCAUCCUUACAUUCGAGUUGUACAUAGGUCAGUUGAUUCGGACAUCCUCCCCCUUUAUUUUUUAUAGACUCCUCAAGCAGUGUGCAUCUGUUGGAUUCUUAAUGGUCCUAACGUGUCUAAUUAAUGGCUACAUAAAUACCUACAGGACCACUGCAGAGUACUUCAUAUAUCUAAUUAAUUCAUUUAAGAGAGACCUACCAUGGAAGCUGAACAAGAAAGAAAUAAAUUUUUGUACAAGUUUUAAAAAUGAUUUCAUAAAAUGUCACAAAUUCAGACCACUUUGUUUUUUCUCUAAAUCCAUCUCUUCCUGUGUUCCCAACAGCUUAGGAAAAGCUUUCCUAAUAUAUCAGAAUAAAUUUUUUCCUGCCAACUUUUUUUACGAUCACUUAUUGCACAUUGAUGAUGGAGAGAAUUUCGCUCAUGUUUUUUCUUCUGGCACUUCCUACAUCGACAAGGAUACAUUCAUCUUUCUUUUUGUGUGCAAUUUUUUUGUUACUAUUUUCCAGCUCCUGGGUUUGACUAACUUUGCUUUUUCCUCUGCCCUUGUGCUUCUCCUCAUUGGCUUCCUCUCCAUCACGCAGUUCGCUACCAUGUUUAAUUUGUCCAGCGCCACGCAGGCCUACGUCUACGUCCUCAAGUCGUGGAAGUUCUCCUACUUGUACACCUACUCGUCUAUCUGGUCUCAGUGCGUCUCCUUCGCACUCUACGAGCUGUCUAUCGGGAUGGGGAUCUACGCGUCCCUCGCGACGAAGACCAGAAUCGGAACCAACUUGGCCUUCGACGGAUACGCAAUCACCACGUGGAACUCCAUCAUCUCCUCCCUCAUGUUCUUUUCAGCAGUUGCCGUCAUCGGCUUCAUCGCGAACAGCAUCAACUCCAACUUCGUGGACAUGCUGGAGUUUUCGAGAAAGGAUUGCUCCUUCAUUCUCUUCCCCGUGGGGUUCACGUACCUGCAGAGGAUGGAGAAAACCCUGUGCAUGCUCUACUACGGGUCCUACACCAUCCUGUCAUGUGCCUCGCUAGCCAUACAGUGUGAAGUCCUAGUCACGACCAUACGGAACUUCAAAUUCUCCAGAAACGUUAAGAAGCGGACCAUCAUUUUAACUCUCUCCUUCUUCUUUUUCCUAUCUUCCUUUUUCAUCUCCAACAAAAAUACGAAAAACAUCCUCUGGUUUUUGUCCCUUACGAUAUCGGAAAAUGCGCGCGUCUUCGUCUCUCUUUUAAUAUGUAUCAUUUUGGGUUGGCUGUACAACAUCGAUUAUCAGUAUCGCCGUCUGACCAGGAGGAGCGUCCUCUCAUUCAACUUGACCUACUGGGCAUUGAACAUCUCCGUCAGCGUCCUCUUUAACUACCUGCCCUACCACGUGUACGUCCUCUACAUUGUGAGGGUAGGUAUAUUCGUGAUGAGCACCCUGGUUGCCAUCUACGUGUUGAAGAAGGAAAUAAAAACGAACAAGGGGAACAAGAAGAAAAAUUUGAGUAAUCUUACUUACAAGCAAACCCUCUACAUCCUCUACAUCGGAAACAUCGAAGAGCUGCGGAAGGAGCUACAACGAAUCAUUAGCGGAAACGUUUUCAUGGGAAAUAUUUCCAUGGCUUGGUCCGUGUGCAUCAAGUACAUCGCGACGUCCAUUUUGCUUUCUGCUUUUAUUGAGUUUGCAGAUGGGGUGUUUUAUAGCAACGAGUUGAAGGAAAAGAUGCAGUUCAUUCCCAAGGGGUGGAUCAUCUUCGCGAUUCUCUUCUGGGUGUUCACUCUGCUGCUGCUGGUCUUCUUCCCGCUGUGCAUCACGGCUUUCGAAAAGUGGUGCGCCCACGAGGACUACUUCGCGGACUUCUCCCUCCUCCCCUCGAAGCCCCUCAGGGAGAUCCACAACUUCAGCAUCCUCUCCUACUUCUGCGAAUUUAUGGACACGGAAACCAAAAAGGGGAAGAGGCGCACCCAGAAGGUUGCCAUGGAGUAG